Lemur catta (Ring-tailed lemur) is the source of this 3581-nucleotide messenger RNA. It is a transcript of the gene IFNLR1, whose product is annotated as interferon lambda receptor 1. Lineage: Eukaryota; Metazoa; Chordata; Mammalia; Primates; Lemuridae. The record is from RefSeq and is a predicted model, not a curated record. Gene Ontology annotation, molecular function: protein binding. Bases 33 to 1640 code for a protein of 535 amino acids. The transcript has 7 exons.
GCCAGGGGCGGUGGCCGCCGCCCCGGGGCGACAUGGCGGGGCCCGGGCGCUGGACGCCGCUGCUCCUGUGCCUGCUGCAGGCCGCUCCAGGGAGGCCCCGUCUGGCCCCUCCCCGGAAUGUGACGCUGUUCUCCCAGAACUUCAGCAUGUACCUGACGUGGCUCCCGGGGCCUGGCAGCCCCGAAGACGUGACCUAUUUUGUGGCCUACCAGAGCUCUCCCACCCCCGGACGGUGGCGAAAAGUGGAAAACUGUGCUGGAACCAAGGAGCUGGUAUGUCCCAUGAUGUGCCUGAAGAAACAGGACCUGUACAACAAGUUCAAGGGGCGCGUGCGGGCAGCUUCUCCCCGCGCCAGGUCCCCCUGGGUGGAGUCCGAGUACCUGGAUUACCUUUUUGAAGUGGAGCCGGCCCCACCCGUCCUGGUGCUCAACCUGACAGAGGACAUCCUGAGUGCCAAUGCCACGUACCAGCUGCCCUCCUGCAUGCCCCCACCAGAGCUGAACUACGAGGUGGCAUUCUGGAAGGAGGGGUCCAGAAAUAAGACUCUAUUCCCAGCCACCCCCUACGGCCAGCCAGUCCAGAUCCCCCUCCAGCCAGCCACCAGCGAACGCCACUGCCUCAGUGCCAGAACCAUCUACACCCUCACUGUCCCCAAAUACAGCGAGUUCUCUAAGCCCACCUGCUUCUUCCUGGGGGUCCCAGGAGCCAGCUGGGCAUUCCUGGUCCUGCCGUCACUUCUGCCCCUGCUGCUAGUAAUUGCCACAGGGGGUGUCAUCUGGAAGAGCCUCACAGGGGACCCCUGGUUCCAGCAGGCAAAGAUGCCACAGGCUCUGGACUUCUCUGGACACAGACACCUUGUGGCAACCUUUCAGCCCAGCGGACCAGAGUCCCUGGACGACUUGGUCCUCUGUUCCCAAAAGGAACUGGCUGGAAGAGCCAGGCUGACCCCUAGAGUGAUGGCCCCGGCCACCCUAUGGGCAGGAUCAGAGAAGGAUGGUGCUGAGGAUGAGGAGGAUGCAGAGGAUGCAGAUGAUGGUGUCAGUCUCCAGCCCUACAUCGAGCCUCCCCCUUUCCUGGGGCAAGGGCACCAGGUGCCAGGGCACCAUGAAGAUGCAGAGGGGCUGGACUCAGGGAGGCCCUGGGCUCCUCUGGUCCCGGGCGAAGGCUCCUGUACUGGGGACUCUUCAGACCGAAGCUGGGCCAGCACUGUGGACUCUUCCCCCUGGGAUGAGUCUGGGUCCUCUGGCUGCUUGGCCAAGAAGGGGCCAGACCAAGGGCUGGGACAAGACGGGCAUGGGGAGCCCCUGCCACCACCUGAAUUCUCCGGGGACUCGGGUUUCCUGGAAGAGCUUCCAGAAGAUGCCCUCUCCCCCUGGUCCGCCUGGGGCUCCUCAUCACUGGGGCUGGAUCUGGUCCCUGGGGAGCCCCUAGUUUCUCUGCGGACAUUGACCUUCUGCUGGGACAGCAGCCCUGAGGAGAAAGAGGAGGAGGAAGAGGAGGAGGAGGAAGAGGAGGAGGAGGAGGAGGAUGACGAGGGCAAGAGUGGAUCAGAGAUUGAUGACAGCGGUGCUGGCAGCUGGGGGGCUGAGAGCACUCUGAGGACCAAGGAAAGGAUGCUGGGCCACUACAUGGCCAGGUGAGCUGUCCCCAGCUUCCCACCGAAUCUGGUGCUGCUGUCACAGCUACUGGGCUUCCCAAAGACCAGAGAAGACACCACUGAAACUGGAGAGCGUACGCACCUUCCCGAGGCAGUGGAGGGUCGUUGUGGCACUUCAAGGACCCCCCACCUAGAGGCUGUUUGUCAGUCGGGUCUGGCAGUAAGAUGCCACCCCUUCCCAUGACCCACCCGUUUUAGGCUGAGCUCUAAAAGGGGUAGAGACAGGGUGGGCUGAGGUCAGAGGUUGGUUGGGUGUCACAUCACUCCGCUGUCUCUGGGGUGACAGUUCAGGCAGAAAAAUCAUCCCUGGACAAUGUGAAACAGGUGAGGUCAGGUCACUGUGGACAUCAAGGACUGACACCACCAAGGUGCCAUCUGGAAUUUGGGGAGGGCUGGCCCUGCCGUAGGCACAUCUGGUGUAUCGGAGCCUCAUGGCUUCCCCAGCACUGCUGAGGUCCCUCCGCCCCAGCUCUCAGCCUCCUGGUUGAUGGGCACCCUAGGGUGGGCCCCGAUAAAAAAAAUCCAGGUGGCCAAGGGUGUUGGAGGGGAAGGGAAGGGAAGGGGCGGUUGUCAUUCAAAUCCUGAUCUUUGGAGUCACAGCAUUGCACGGUAUUUAACAUCAGGCAGACCUGGGUUCGAAUCCCAGCUCUGCCAUUUACCAGCUGUGUGAUCUUGGGCAAGCUGCCUUCCUUCUCUGUACCUCGGUUUCCUCAUCUGCAGCUACUGCCUGGGGUGCAGUGAGGGUUCAGGGAGAUCCCAGGUGUGUGCAGCAUGGGCCUGCCUGGUGCUCUCUAUAUGGUGGCUGGUAGAAUUCUCCAUCCAUCCAGGCUCCAAAGAGACCCUGGACAUCUCCUACCUGUGACCCCUAAAUCCAGAGCAACUGGGAGCCGUCGCCUUUCAGCUCAUCUGACCUGUGGUCUCCCCCACUCCCUGCCCUCCUCCUUGUCAGGAGACUGAACUCUCAGAAGCCUGAGCCCCAGCCAAGGGGGACCAGGGUCCCUCCCCCUUUACCCAGCCAUGGGAACAUGCUUCCCAAGGAAGUAACAAAGUGGUCCACCUUCCAGGGGCCUGAUUUGUCGGGGUGGGCAGGGAUUGGACUUCUGGGCCUGUAGUCCUGUCUUGGACAGCACUUUAGACUCUGCAGUUGACCGAUGUGGUUGGGAAGAAGUCCCACUCCCCCUUCCAGUUACGAGAAACCAGUGUCUUCUGGAUACAGGUGACAGUCCUUACCUCGGGUGGUGAUGCGUCCUCAGUUAACCUACACCCACCUGUAUAUGGACGAGCAUAGCUGAGUUUUCACCCAUAGGACUGAGAUGUUUGUCUGUUCUGUGGCCAUGUGACCUGCCAGGACUUACAUUUCUCCAUCUGCGAAGAAAGGAUCUUCUUAGCCUUUUUACCCACAGAGCUGUGUUGUAUUGAGGACACUGUGAGGAUAUAGCAUUAAAUGACAGAUCUGGAAAAACAUCUUAAGGCAUCCGGUCCAAGGGUUCUCAAACCAUGUGCCCAAUAGGCUGUGGGCUUCAGUUGCAGGGGGAACCUCGGGGCUACAGGACCCCCAACUCACACAGAGCAGCCUCACUGUGCCCCGAUUUACAUACAGUGGCCUUGCACUGAGGUCGUUUAGGGGGUUCCGCUGCUAAAGAAAAAGUUAGCAAACCACUUUUUUAAUUGAACACCUAUCUUGUUUCAAAUGAAGCAGCUGAGGUCCAGAGUGGCAAAGGCGCUUGCCCCAGGUCACCUGGCAAUGCCCCAGUGACUUAUUGUGUGUGUCCUCAAGGGUGAGGUCUUUGGUCUCUGCCCAGCCAGGCCAACCCCUGACCUCUUGGCCAUGUCAACAAAGUAUGAAGAGCUCAGCCAGGGUUUCCGAGGGUCACUAAGGGGGCAGGAGGCCUGCAGCACUGCUGAGGCAUGUGUGCCCGAGUGU